Prunus persica (peach) is the source of this 390-nucleotide messenger RNA. Its product is annotated as classical arabinogalactan protein 1. Bases 1 to 390 code for a protein of 129 amino acids. The transcript has a single exon. NCBI's taxonomy places the organism in Eukaryota, Viridiplantae, Streptophyta, Magnoliopsida, Rosales, Rosaceae. The record is from RefSeq and is a predicted model, not a curated record.
AUGGCCAGAUUAAGCAGCGUCGUUUUGGUGCUAAUGGCUUCUCUCUUGUUGGCCUCAACAAGGGCGCAAUCCCCUACAUCGUCACCCGCCAAGUCCCCUGCGCUCUCUCCCAAACACCCCGCUGCCCCUUCUCCAUCGAGCAUUCCACCCAAGGCUUCGCCUUCUCCUUUGAGCACUCCACCGUCGGCUGCUCCUUCUCAGUCUCCCGUCGCAGUCUCUCCACCUUCUCCCCCAUCCGCUUCCCCUGAAUCUCCAGCGAUCCCUCCAUCUUCAGUUUCUGGACCGCCGUCUGAGGCUCCCGCACCCUCCACCAACGGCGCCGUUUUGAAUAGGUUCUCCGCCGCCGGAUCUGUGGCCGUAGGGGUUUUCGCUGCUGUCUUGGUUAUGUAG